This is a messenger RNA of Myripristis murdjan (pinecone soldierfish), 2388 nucleotides long. RefSeq names its product protocadherin gamma-A5-like. The record is from RefSeq and is a predicted model, not a curated record. Gene Ontology annotation, cellular component: plasma membrane. Bases 1 to 2388 code for a protein of 795 amino acids. Gene Ontology annotation, molecular function: calcium ion binding. NCBI's taxonomy places the organism in Eukaryota, Metazoa, Chordata, Actinopteri, Holocentriformes, Holocentridae. Gene Ontology annotation, biological process: homophilic cell-cell adhesion. The transcript is spliced from 3 exons.
AUGAUAACAGUAAGAUUCCCGAGAUUUUUUUUUAAUCAUUACAUUGAUGAUCAAGUCAGCUACACCAUUCCGGAAGAAAUGGCGAAAGGCUUAUUAAUCGGCAACAUAGCACAUGAUUUAGGUUUGGAUGUAAAAAGACUAAAAUCAGGUAAAGCUCGUAUUUACACGGGAGAUAAUACAGAAUACAUCGAUCUUAAUAAAGAAAAGGGAGUCCUCCUUGUCAAUCAGAGAAUAGACAGAGAGACGAUAUGCGGACAGACGACACCUUGCGCUUUGCAUUUUCAGAUUAUUUUGGAAGGCCCCAUGGAAUUUUACAGUGUUACAGUUGAAAUUACGGAUAUAAAUGAUAAUUCUCCGGCUUUUGAAAAAUCCUAUAUGAAAUUCAAAAUAAGUGAAUCCGCUGUAACUGGAGCAAAAUUCUUGUUAGAGAGGGCAGUAGACCUUGAUGUUGGCAUCAAUGGUCUACAGAGCUAUUUUCUGACGAAAACCGACAAUUUCGUGCUCAACCUGAAAGUUCAGCCCGAUGGAGAAAAAAUACCGGAAAUGGUUUUACAGAGACCUCUUGACAGGGAAAAACAAGAAGAGAUGUCUCUAGUAUUAACUGCGGUAGACGGUGGGGAACCAAAGCUGUCUGGCACAGCACAGAUACACAUUACAGUGCUCGAUGCCAAUGACAAUGCGCCAGUUUUUACGAAACCUGUAUAUAAAGCAACAAUAACUGAGAAUGCUCCCAAAGGUACAGUUAUGACCAGAGUCAGUGCUUUCGAUGCAGAUAAAGGCUUAAAUUCUAAGUUAACAUUUUCGAUAUCGAGUACAGUUGCAGAAGUGCGGGACUUGUUUGAAAUGAAUGAAUUAAAUGGUGAUUUGAUGUUGAAAACAAGUGUGGAUUAUGAAAAAGCACGUAACUAUCAGAUACAUGUUCAGGCCAGUGACGAAGGAGGACUGACAGAUUCAUGUAAAAUAAUCGUUGACGUUUUAGACAUUAACGAUAACAAUCCAAUUAUCAAUAUAAUGUCACAAACCAACGUCAUACCGGAGAAUUCUGCAUCAGGAACGGUUGUCACCAUGGUAAAUGUUCAGGACUUAGAUUCCGGGGAAAAUGGAAAAGUCGACUGCACCAUGAAUGAAAACCUUCCUUUCAAAUUAAAGUCGACCUCAAGCAAUUUCUUUAGCCUGCUGACGGACAAUGAUUUAGACCGAGAGAGAGCCUCUGAGUACAAUAUCACAGUGACUUGCUCUGAUGAAGGAGUCCCCUCCCUCUCCAGCAGUGUCACUCUCACUUUACAGAUCUCAGAUGUGAACGACAACGCGCCUUUCUUUGAGAGGAGCUCAUACGAGGCCUACAUUGUAGAAAACAACACACCAGGCCUCUCUAUAUUCACAGUGAAAGCCGGAGACCCUGACUGGAACCAGAAUGCCCGUGUCUCUUACAUACUGGAGGACUCCUCGGUUAACGGAGUGCCCGUCUCCUCAUAUGUGUCUGUCAGUGCUGAUAGUGGAGUCAUCCAUGCAGUUCGCUCUUUUGACUACGAGCAGAUCAAAGAUUUCCAUUUUCGCGUAAAAGCGCAGGAUGGAGGUUCUCCUCCACUCAGUAGCAAUGUGAGUGUAAAAAUACUGAUCCAGGACCAGAACGACAACGCCCCUCAGGUUCUGUACCCAGUUCAGACUGGUGGCUCUCUGGUGGCUGAAAUGGUGCCUCGUUCAGCAGAGGUGGGCUAUCUGGUGACCAAAGUGGUUGCUGUUGAUGUGGACUCUGGCCAGAAUGCCUGGCUCUCCUAUAAACUGCAGAAAGCCACAGACAGGGCGCUGUUCGAAGUGGGCUUACAGAAUGGGGAAAUCAGAACUAUCCGCCAAGUCACUGAUAAAGAUGCUGUGAAACAACGGCUGACUGUUGUGGUGGAGGACAACGGCCAGCCCUCUCGUUCAGCUACAGUCAAUGUUAACGUGGCGGUGGCGGACAGCUUCCCUGAAGUGCUGUCGGAGUUAACUGACUUCACACAGGACAAGGAGUACAAUGACAACCUGACUUUUUACUUGGUCUUGGCUCUGGCUGUAGUUUCCUUUCUGUUCAUCACGUGCCUGGUGGUUAUUAUAUCAGUGAAAACCCAUAGGUGGAGACAGUCUCGCAUUCUUUAUCAGUCCAACCUGCCGGUGAUUCCAUAUUAUCCCCCUCGUUACUCAGACACUCUGGGAACAGGGACUCUCCCCCACGUGUACAAUUACGAGGUUUGCAGGACGACUGACUCCAGAAAGAGUGACUGUAAGUUCGGCAGAGCCGGUAGUCAGAACGUCCUAAUAAUGGAGCCCAGUUCAACAGGGACGAUGCAGCGGAUACAGAGUGACAAGAGCAUCCUGGAUGAACCAGACUCUCCUCUAGAGGUUUGUUAG